Molecule: messenger RNA, 6646 nt
Organism: Poecile atricapillus (Black-capped chickadee)
Lineage: Eukaryota; Metazoa; Chordata; Aves; Passeriformes; Paridae
Gene: WDR90
Product: WD repeat domain 90
Exons: 41
Coding region: 888-6374 (1828 amino acids)
Cellular component (GO): centriole
Molecular function (GO): protein binding
Source: RefSeq, a predicted model, not a curated record
CACAGGGGUCAUGGGGGGGCUCCGGGCAUGGGCCACCCCUGGAGCACCGGGGCCUGGUGGUUUUGGAGCGUGGCGGUGCCAGGGUUGGUUGGAGUUGGGGCUCAGAGCACGGGAAUAACGGGAUCGUCACUGGGGCCGAGAGGCUUGGGACACUGUCACCAGGCGUGGGGCAUUGGGAGUAUGGCAGUACCGGGGACACUGUCACCAGGCGUGGGGCAUUGGGAGUAUGGCGGUACCGGGGACACUGUCACCAGGCGUGGGGCAUUGGGUGUAUGGCGGUACCGGGGACACUGUCACCAGGCGUGGGGCAUUGGGAGUAUGGCGGUACCGGGGACACUGUCACCAGGCGUGGGGCAUUCAGAGUAUGGCAGUACCGGGGGUGUCGCUGGAUCUGGGGGGCUGCACGCACUGAGGGCGUCACUGGGCAUGGGGGCUCUGGACAUGGAGUUAACCGGGUGCCACCAGGGCUGGGGAGGCUUGGAACAUGGAGAUACUGGGCUGUCACCAGGGUGGGAGGACGCGGAGCAUGGGGUCACCAGGUCUGUCACCGUGUGUGGGGCACAGAGCAGGGUCAGGGGUGUGGAGGUGGUGGGGAUGUCAUUGGGACUGGAGGAGCUCAGGGCUUGGAGGUUCCAGGGGCAUUCCUGGGGCUGGAGAGGCCUGAAGGAAGGGAGUAAUGGGAUUCUUAGCAGGACACUGGGGCUUGGGGGUGUCACCACAGCUGGGGGGAAUUGGGGUAAAGAGAUAAUGGGGGCGUCACCAGGCUCACAUCACGAGGUUGACACUGGGGCUGGGGAGACUCGGGACAUGCAGGGUGCUAAUGGGGCAGGGACCUUGGGGCAUACAGGGGCAAUGGGGGGGUGUCCAGACUGGGGUUCCAUCCCCCGAUGAUCCUGGUGCUGGCAGCCUGGCAGCGUCCCUACCUGAACAUCUUCAAGCACUUCCGUGUGGAGGAGUGGAAGCGCUCUGCCAAGGAGGGGGACGUGGCUGCCCUCACGGACACGAGGCUGAAGGGAACAAUCUACCGAAUCCGAGGCUCCAACCCAGCCAGCAGCUACCUGCAGCUGCCACGAACAGGGACACAAUCCCUGGGGCUCACAGGGCGCUACUUCUACCUGCUCUUCAGGCCCCUGCCCCGCAAACACUUCCUCGUGCACCUGGAUGUCACCACCGAGGAAAACCAGGUGGUUCGCAUCUCCUUCUCCAACCUCUUCAAGGAAUUCAAAUCCACGGCCACCUGGCUCCAGUUCCCCUUCGUCUGCGGAGCAGCCAACGAGGGCACGGCCCGGCGGGGUGCUGCUGGAGCAGCCCCGGCUGACGUGCGCUGGACGUGCCUGGUGCUGGACCUGCCCUCCAUCCUGUCCCUGUACCUGAGCCGCAGGUACAGCCACCUCAGGGGGGUCAAACUCUGCUCCAACCUGCUCGUGAAGAACCUCUGCACCAGCGACCUGCUGUUCGAGCCAGGUGUGACACUGGCAGAGGCCCGGCUCAGUGACCUGUCCUGCCGCGGCGUCGCUCCCAUGCCCCGGGAAUUUGCCUUCCCUGUGCCCAAGGGGCAGAAGUGGCACGACCUCUAUGACUACAUCAGGUUCCCAUCUGAGGGAGCUAAACUGCUGCACAACUCCAUUCAGAAGAGCUUCCCACAUCCUGUGGCAGGUGACCACGUCCUGGAGGAGCCCAGCCACCCACUGACCCAGCUGGUGACACUCCCCCGAGCAGUCUGUGACCGCCUGUCCCAUGUCGAGCACAUAACCAGGCCCAAAGCUGUGCCACAUCAGUGUCCUGGAAUCACGAAAAGCAUCCCUGAGGUUCACCUGGCAGUCCCAGGGCCUCUGAGAGCUGUGCCUGCUGGAGAGGAGAGACAGAGGCUGCACGCUGUGGGGGACACGGGACAGCCACUGCCGCUCAGUGAUGAUGGUGGCAUCCAUGUCUAUGCUCAUCAGAGCGGGGGACACACAACCCCAGCUGCCCCUGGCUCAGAGGAGGGGCUUGUACCAGAUCCCAUCCUGAAGCUGAGAGCAAUUAUUGGCUUUGGAGGCUGCAACAGCAAAUGGGCUCUGUGGACACGGGACAGCACGGCUGUGGUGUACCCCUGCCACGCCGUCAUCGUCGCCCUGCUCCUCAAGACUGGCGAGCAGAGGUUCUUCCUUGGCCACACAGACAAGGUGUCGGUGCUGGCGUUCAGCGGGAGCAGCACCUUGCUGGCCUCGGCACAGGCCGGGCCCCGCAGCGUGGGGCGAAUCUGGGACUUCCCCACAGGAACCUGCCUCUGCCUCUUCAAAACCUACCUGCAGUCCCUCGUGUCCCUCAGCUUUUCCCACAGUGGAGCUGUUCUGUGUGGUGUCGGGAGGGAUGCGCACAGCAAAACGAUGGUGGUGGUGUGGAACACUGCUCAGGUGACCCGUGGUGGAAGUGUGACUGUGCUGACCAAAACACACACAGAUGUGGACAUCCAGGCUAUGAAGAUUGCUUUUUUUGAUGAUACCAGGAUGGUGUCGUGUGGCCGGGACAACAUCAGGCUGUGGCGAGUGCGGAGCGGAGCCCUGCGCUCGUGUCCCGUCAAGCUGGGCGAGUACCAUUCCCUGGACUUCACCGACCUGGCCUUCGAGGAGGGGCCGGGGCUCGAGCAGGACCCAGAGGACCGUGCACUCUUUGUGUGCAGCAGGAGUGGCCACGUGCUGGAGGUGGACUACAAGAAUGUCUGUGUGCGGAGUGCACGGCGCCUGCUGCCAGCACAGCCCCAGGAGGACGGGCAGGAACAGGCAGGGAACAGCUCAGGCCCUGGCAUUGCUAUAACCAGUAUCAGCAUGUCCCUGACCUUCUGUGCCACGGGAUCAGAGGAUGGCUACGUGAGGCUGUGGCCACUGGACUUCUCAGCUGCUGUCCUAGAGGCAGAGCAUGAGGCUUCAGUGAGUUCUGUCUGCAUCAGCCCAGACAGACACAAAGUCCUGUCCACGACAGCUACUGGGAAUGUGGGCUACCUGGAUAUCCAGGCCCGGGGCUACAACACGCUGAUGCGCUCUCAUGAGGACUCUGUGCUGGGCUUCUCAGUGGAGGGGAAGUGGAGGCAGAUAGCAACAGUGUCCCAGGAUAACACCAUCCGAGUGUGGGACCUCGCCUCCAGGCAGCAGCUGUAUGACUUUUCAGCUGCAGAGGAAACUCCCUGUACCGUGGCCUUCCACCCCUACUGGGAGAUCCUGGCCUGUGGCUUCGACAGCGGCGUGGUGCGGACCUUCAGCCUGACUGCCUCUGACCUCCUGCUGGAGCACAAGCAGCACCGCACUGCGAUCACCGGCCUGACCUUCUCUCCAGAUGGCAAUUUGAUGUUCAGCUCCUGCUUGCAGGGAACUCUGGCUCUGUACAGCUUUUCAGCACGGAAAAUCCAAGUUCUGAGAGUCCUGGGCAAUGUGGUGGCCCGGGACGCUGGCGGUGGCGUGGACACUCUGGUGGUCAGUGGGGACAGUCGCCUGCUGGCCUUCGUGGGGCCCUCCAAGUACGUGGUGACAGUGAUGGAGGCCUGCUCACUCGAUGAGCUGCUGAGGGUGGACAUCAGCAUCCUCGACCUGCACAGCACCAUCUUGGACUCUGCAGUGAAGGUCUGCUUUGGUCCUGUGCCUCAGGGUGAGCUCCUGGUGUCCACUUCUUCCAAUAAAAUCCUUGUGCUUGAUGCAAAAACCGGACGGCUGGUGCGAGAGGUGUCCCCUGUGCACAGGCUGACCUGUUCCUCCUUUGCACUGAGCAAGGAUGGCCAGUACCUGCUCACUGCUGGUGACAAGGUCAUCAAAGUGUGGGACUAUCGGAUGCGCUUCAACAUCAACUUCCAGGUGUUCAUCGGCCACUCGGAGCCUGUGCGCCAGGUCGCCUUCACCCCAGACCAAGAGCAUGUCAUCAGCGUUGGGGAUGCCAUCUUCCUCUGGGAUUUCCUAGCUCCACCUCCAGUCAAGUCAUCCCCAGCCAGGGCUCGUUCCCCCGUGUCCACUCUGCCGCUGAGGUCAGACAGCAGCUCUGAGCAGCCCAAGGAUGUCUCUGAGACCCCUCGGCCGACAGUGCCUCUUCCACUGCUGUCCUCCCCACCAUGUUUGGAUAUCAGCCCUGUCCACCCAGCAGGAUUUCAAAGUAUUUUCUCUGAGUCGGACAGGGAGGAGGAAGCAGACCUGCCAGGCAACAGCAGGAAGGUGGCAAAUGGGAACAAAGAUGCCUCAGUCCUUGUGGUGGAAUCAGAUGGGAAUGAGGAGCCAAUUGUGAGGCCCAAAGUGAGGCUGGAGAGCCCGAGGUCUCCUGAAAAACCAGCAAACGAACCCAGGAAGGGGACCAAAACUUCCAAGUCCCAGUGUUCCAUCCGCCCGGAUUCCUACCGGCAUUUCACUCCUCGCUUCAAGGCAUCAGUACUCCCCCAGAGUUUCUUGUCUCCUCCAGCAGGCAGUGAGGUGCUGAAGCUGAAAGCAGUGAUUGGCUACAACGGGAAUGGCAGAGGGAAUAUGGUGUGGAACCCGGAUACAGGCUUCUUCGCCUACUCCUGUGGCUGCGUCAUCGUGGUUGAAGACCUGCACUCGGGGUCCCAGAACCACUGGCUGGGCCACGCCGAGGAGAUCUCCACGCUCGCCCUCAGCCACAAUGCCCAGGUUCUUGCCUCUGCCUCAGGGAAGAGGGAUGGAGACUCCCACUGUCAGAUCUGCAUCUGGAGCAUCCAGGAUGGGGCCUGCACAGCAGAGCUGUUCCACCAUGAGACACAAGUGCAAGCCAUGGCAUUCUCCUGGGAUGACAGAUUCCUUGUCACCAUAGGGGACUACAGUGACCAGACCAUGGCUCUGUGGAGCACCCACACCUAUGAGCUCAUGCUGUCCACUCAUAUCUUGGAGCCUCUCCAUGACAUGGCUUUUAGCCCUGUCUCUCACCAACACCUGGCCUGUGUGGGGAGGGGAGCUGUGAUGUUCUGGCUUUUGGAGCAGCAGGGAGAUGCUUUCAGACUCAAGGUUCAUCGAGCCCCUGCCCCGGACGUGCUGGGGCUGGUGGAGCUGACAUCUCUCUGUUACGGUGCUGACGCUCUCCUUUACAGUGGGACCAACUCAGGCCAAAUCUGUGUGUGGGACACAGAGACCAAUUCCUGCUUCAUGAUGUGGGAGGCUGAUGAGGGCGAGAUCGGUGUGCUGGUGUGUCGGCACAACCGGCUGGUGAGCGGCAGCAACACAAAGCGCAUCCGCCUGUGGUUCGUGGCCACCGUGCAGGAGCUGAGGCUGAAGGGGCCUGAUGCCAGGUCUGGCUCAGUUGUGCUGGAGCACGAGAUCACCCUGGAUGGGACGAUUGUGAGCGCAGCCUUUGAUGACUCCCUGGAGAUGGGAAUUGUGGGCACCACGGCAGGGACCCUGUGGUACAUCAACUGGGUGGAGAGCACCAGCAUCCGACUCAUCAGCGGCCACAAGAACAAGGUGUCUGAGGUGUGCUUUAGUCCUGAUGAGAGUCACUGUGCCACGUGCGGGGAGGAUGGCAGCGUGAGGAUCUGGGCUCUGGGCAGCACGGAGCUGGUGGUGCAGUUCCAGGUGCUCAACCAGAGCUGCCAGUGCCUGGCCUGGAAGCCUCGUCCCGUUGGGGUGUGGCCUUGUGCCAGUGAGAGCCAGCAUGUGGUGGCAGGGUACAGUGAUGGCACUGCCCGUGUGUUCAGUGUUUCCAGGACAGAGAUGGAGCUGAAAAUGCACCCCCACGCUGCUGCACUGACAGCAAUCACCUACUCCACCGAUGGGGAAAUGAUCUUAUCAGGGGGCAAGGAUGGGAUAGUGGCUGUCAGCAGCCCUCGCACUGGAAUGACCAUCCAUGUCCUGGCUGACCACAAAGGCUCCCCCAUCACCGUUCUCCAGUGCACCAGGAAGCAGUACCACGACUUUGGGGUGGAAGGAGGGGAGCUCUGGCUGGCUGCCAGCUCCGACCGCCGGGUCAGCGUCUGGGCCUCCGACUGGCUCCAGGACAAGUGUGAGCUCCUCGACUGGCUCAGCUUCCCAGCUCCUGCUGGCCCCGAGGGUCUCGACAGCCUCCCGCCCAGCCUGGCUGCAUUCUGCCCUUGGGAACACGGUGUCCUGGUCUAUGUGGGCUUUGGGCUGCAGAAGGAAGCUUUGUUCUACAGCCUGAGGAAGAAACAGGUGCUCAGGAAGAUACCCCUGCCAGCCUUUGCCACGUCCCUCAGCCUGUCCCCAGCUGCACCUUUCAUGGCCAUCGGCUUUGGUGACCGGCUGCUGCGGCUGCAGCCCUGCCCCGCCGGGGCCCCGCAGGACUACGCGGGCCAUGACGACACCGUGCACUUCUGCUGCUUCGCACCCUCCGGCCGCCGCCUCCUCACGGCCUCCCACAGCGCCGUCCUCGUGUGGGAGCUCCCGGGCGCCUGAGCCGGGCUGGCCCCGGAGCAGCGCCGCUUCUCCAGCGGGGCCCGCCCCGCGCCAGGCCCCGGCUCCGGCCGCGAGCAGGCCCAAACCACCGCCCCCACGGCAGCAGCGGCGGCUGGCCCGCCUGCGGCCCCGCCCGGGCCUGGAAUGUGUUUCACGGCCCCGUUCGCCGUUUGUUGCCGUUCAAUGUUUUGUUUUGUUAAUAAACCAUGGAAGGAGGAACGCUGGCGGUGUGGUGUGCUGGCCCGGCAGGGGGCGCUGUGCUGCCCGCGCCG